UAUGACUAAGUUCUAUUAAUUUUAACAAUUUUACAAUUCUGUUGUCUUUAGAGAAAGAGUUUAGAAAUCUUUACGAAAAAAGCUUUCCUAGAGUAUACAUUUCCCACCAAGUUCUUGUUUUUGGUCGAUCACUAUUGUCAUAAAACAUUGUUAUCACGAAAAUCUGCGGCUUAUUUUUGCUUGCAAAUAUUUCAUUAUUACUUCGUCUAUUAAUUUAGUAUCUCAUAUGUCUACGUUCCAUAGACACCUUCCCUGCAAUAAUGAAACAGAGGCCAACACAAUGGAUCAUAGGCUCCCUGUAAACGCAAUCACACCAGAAACUACAGAAUGGACGUGUAAAAUACAGGUAGUAGACAAGUUUUGGCCUCGCAAAAACAAUGACUCAUCCGUGCAUUUCCAAACAAUAAUUGUGCAGGAUGAAAGUGAACACCAGGUUUCUAAAAUACUCUACGGUGAUGACAUUUCGAAGUAUGAGAAUUUGUUUGGCCUUUUUGAGACAUAUUUGGUGUCAUAUGCGAAAGUCAGAGAGCCCCACAGUUAUUCAAUACGAGCGGCUACAUACGAAUGGGUGGCGGACAGAUACACAAUUGUCAAAGAGGUUACCAACAACAAUGGAUCUGAGGCACCUUUUUCUUCUUCAAUAAAAUUGGAUACACUCCCUUUCUCAGCUAUUGAAGAGCAACGUCCAGGUGUCGAAUUUGACUUAUUGGCGGUGGUAGUUAAUUGUAGUGCCAUCCAAUAUACAACUGACCAAAGCAAACACUUUCGGGAAGCGAUCGUUAUAGACCAGAGGUGCUACUUCGAGGUUAACAUCAUGGAUGCUAGCGAUAUAAUUACGGUGAUGAUCUCAGAAACGCUGGGUGAAAGAAUGUUGUCCUUAACCUCCGAACGAACAAAUAUAUGAAUAGGUUGCUGUACAG
Molecule: messenger RNA, 920 nt
Organism: Capsicum annuum
Lineage: Eukaryota; Viridiplantae; Streptophyta; Magnoliopsida; Solanales; Solanaceae
Exons: 4
Coding region: 227-904 (225 amino acids)
Source: RefSeq, a predicted model, not a curated record